Messenger RNA from Phytophthora sojae, 450 nucleotides. RefSeq lists its product as hypothetical. The transcript has a single exon. The record is from RefSeq and is a predicted model, not a curated record. The annotation marks the transcript as partial. NCBI's taxonomy places the organism in Eukaryota, Oomycota, Peronosporomycetes, Peronosporales, Peronosporaceae.
AUGGAACACAAGAACCACACCUACAGUAUCAAGAGCGGCUACAACGGCACGGUCUACUACAUCUGUAGCCGUGUCCGCUCGACCGGCUGUCCGGCUCGUCUGACUGUCAAGUCAACCGGUGUUGUCCUGGAGGUUAACAGCCACACCUGUGACCCCCCACGUGAAACCGUUAUCGACGCUUCGGCCGAGAUGAAGGAGAUCAUCGAGACACUGACCGCAAGCGACAUGGCUAUGGCUCCGACGCGCGUUUGGUCCACCGCGAUGGCGACUCUUCACCGGAAGUACGGCAAGUCGGCGUCCCUUCGUGUGAUGGCGAAACCGUCAGCCGUUUCGUUUGUCAAGAACGUUAGACGGGAGUUAACAGGCGGUGACGUGUUCCGUGCAAUCGAAUUGGAACCCACGUCACUCGUCAGCGCUGAUGACGCCCGCCCCUUCCUGCAAUUCAGCUAU